Paraglomus brasilianum is the source of this 183-nucleotide messenger RNA. The record is from the annotation of a GenBank genome assembly. Lineage: Eukaryota; Fungi; Glomeromycota; Glomeromycetes; Paraglomerales; Paraglomeraceae.
CUUCCAAUCCACUCAUUACUAUGUUUCCAUAACAAGAUUCUCAAGAAUGAAGUCACAAGGACUGCAGUGAGAGUUGUUCGUCGUCGGAAAUUCGAGCUGUCCCUUGUAUCUGACGUAUUUGUCAACGCGCUUGCCUUCGACAUGGCCAUCCGCGCAAUGCUUGACAAAGUCUUUCAAUUCUAG